CCUUGACCUUGACAUCCCACCUUGACCACCAGACCACUCUCUUACCAACCAUUGCCAUGUCGUCCUCCAAGAAAUCGUCAUCCUCAUCCUCGCGCAAGUCGCGAUCGCAGCCUGAAGCGGUCUACGGUCCACCGUACUCCUCAUAUGGAACGACCUAUAGCUCCACGUCGCCGUUCUGGACAAUUGGCACGCUAUUCGGCGCUUCGAGUGUCGCGCUUGGUGCUUUUGGGGCUCAUGCGUUGAAGCAGCGCAUCUCUGAUCCAGCCAAGAUUGCCAGUUGGGGCACUGCCGCUCACUAUCAGCUCAUCCACUCAGUCGUUCUGACACUUACCGCUGCCGUGGCGCCGGCGAACAAACUUGCCAUGAGUCUCUUUACGGCGGGCAUGGCCAUGUUUUCUGGUAGCAUAUAUCUGCUCGUCUGGGAUGCGAAGAAAUACAAGUCAGUAGGCCCCGUUACACCAAUUGGCGGGCUGUGCCUCAUUGGAGGUUGGAUUAUGCUGGCGGCAAGGGGCAAGUUGGUUCUAUCCAGGGCCAGGUAAAACAUGGCUACCGAGAAGAGUAGGGUACGACUACAAUAGCUUUGGCACAGUGUCAAGAAGCGCUGGCAGCUAUAGACAUGAGCAUUGCUUCGUUCAGAUUUACAAUGAAGAACAUGAAUAAAACUAUACAGACAA
Bipolaris maydis ATCC 48331 is the source of this 674-nucleotide messenger RNA. The record is from RefSeq and is a predicted model, not a curated record. Lineage: Eukaryota; Fungi; Ascomycota; Dothideomycetes; Pleosporales; Pleosporaceae.